AUUGGUGGAGAUUUGGACAGAACAUAACUUAAAGAUUAGACACGUCAUCCAACGUGGCAAUUGCCUUCCCCAGGGAAAAAAAUCACCCACACAAAGGGAAAAAAAUCGCCAUCUCUUAUGUGAUCUUAGCUGAUCAUCCUCGAUUCAUCCAUGGCUGUCUCUGCACCAUCUCCAGUCGCUUACCUUGGCGGAACCCAACAUGCCAACUUUCUUUCCACUAAGCAGCCUCGAUUCAACCCCUUCUUUCCAGCCAAAAAACCAGUAACAAUCGUCUCCAUGGCUUCCAAAAAGAAGGUAAACAAGUUCGAUCCCAACUGGGAAAAGCAAUGGUUUGGACCAGGGAUCUUCUACGAAGGAAGUGAAGAAGUAGAAGUGGACGUGUUCAAGAAACUUGAGGAGAAGAAGGUUCUAAGCAACGUAGAAAAGGCGGGUCUGUUGUCAAAGGCAGAGGAGCUUGGCUUCACCCUUUCAUCGAUAGAGAAACUUGGUGUUUUUUCCAAAGCUGAGGAGUUAGGAUUGCUCAGCUUGUUGGAGAAGACGGCCAGCGUUUCUCCUUCCACGCUGGCUUCGGCGGCACUGCCAACGUUAGUGGCGGCUGUAGCGGCAAUAGUAAUUAUACCCGAUGACUCGGUGGGGCUGGUGGCGGUGCAAGUGGUGUUGGCUGGGGCACUUGCUGUCGGUGCUGCUGGCUUGUUUGUGGGGUCUGUUGUAUUGGGUGGUCUACAAGAAGCUGAUUAAUGUCCACUUUUUUUUUCUUUUGUAUUUUUAUAUGUGUAUUUUUUUUCUUUCAUUGCUGUUACUACUAAUUUUUGAGGUAGGUUUUAAGUUUUGGUGAAUGUGAUAAGUUUUUUCUAGCAAUUUUUUGAUGAUAGCUGAUGGAUGAUGCCGGUGGAAACCAAAGAGAAAUAUCAGCAAAAAGUCUUAUAUCCAAUUGGAAUAAAAAAUUUUUUUUAUACAAUCAUAAUUCCUAAUCAUCAUAAAUGAAAGAGUAGGAAAUCCCAAUUGAACAAAUAAAAGAGUAGGAAACAGCUGACCCUUGAAAACCAAAACCAGCAAAAUUGCCGGAACAGUAGGCUCGAUGAGUGCUGUUUGUUCUCAUACGAGGCAAACUCCCUGAAACCCAAAAGAGUUUGCCGAUUGGAAUUUCCUGCUGUUACUUGUUUCGUCAUUUUCAAUGCUCCUUCCAUGUUGCUUACACGCUUAUUUUCUAUGUUCCUAGGUAAACUCAGCAGUUGUUCAU
Messenger RNA from Durio zibethinus, 1240 nucleotides. Its product is annotated as transmembrane protein, putative (DUF1118). The record is from RefSeq and is a predicted model, not a curated record. Lineage: Eukaryota; Viridiplantae; Streptophyta; Magnoliopsida; Malvales; Malvaceae.